Sinocyclocheilus anshuiensis is the source of this 4689-nucleotide messenger RNA. RefSeq names its product vitellogenin 8 (gene vtg8). The record is from RefSeq and is a predicted model, not a curated record. Gene Ontology annotation, molecular function: lipid carrier activity. Gene Ontology annotation, biological process: cellular response to estrogen stimulus; lipid transport; response to estradiol. The coding region runs from base 33 to 4607 and encodes 1524 amino acids. Lineage: Eukaryota; Metazoa; Chordata; Actinopteri; Cypriniformes; Cyprinidae. The transcript is spliced from 31 exons.
AUGGACAUGGUGUUUUUGCACAACCGCUGACCAUGAGAACUGUUGUCAUGGCCUUGACUAUAGCCCUUGUGGCAAGUCAGCAUGUGAAUCUUGUCCCUGAUUUGGCAGGCACUCAGACUUAUGUGUACAAAUAUGAGGCUUUGCUCUUCAGUGGUCUUCACCAGGAAGGUCUGGAAAGAGCUGGCAUUAAGAUCAACAGCAAGGUUUCCAUCAGGGCUGUAACAGAGAAUACGGUCCUGCUUAAGCUCUCAAAUCCUCAGCUGUUCGAGUACAGUGGUAUCUGGCCCACAGAUGCGUUUGUUGCUACUAAGCUCACCUCAGAAGUGGCUGCUCAGCUUCAGAUUCCUAUUAAGUUUGAGUACACCAGCGGUGUGGUUGGAAAGGUUUUCGCACCUUCUGUGGUCCCAACUACCGUUAUCAACCUGCACAGGGGAAUUCUGAACAUCUUUCAGCUCAACCUCAAGAAGACCCAGAACAUCUAUGAGGUUCAAGAGGAUGGAGUUCAAGGCAUAUGCGAGACCCAAUAUCUGAUCAGUGAAGAUGAAGGAAGCAACCACACCACCAUCACCAAGUCUAGGGAUCUUACACUUUGCAAUGAGAGGAUAAUUAAAGAUGUUGGCUUGACUUACAUUGAAAAGUGCACUGAAUGUCAAAAGAGGGUAAAAAGUCUCUCUGGAGCUGCAACCUACAGCUACAUCAUGAAGCCAACACCAACUGGUGUUAUGAUUACUGAAGCAACAGUCCAAGAGGUUCAUCAGUUUACAACUCUAUAUGAGAUUCAUGACGCUACCCAGAUGGAAACUAGACAAACCUUGACCUUUCUGGAGAUUAUGGCAUCUCCCAUAAUUCCAAUCAGUGCUGAAUAUUUAGCCCGUGGAGCUUUACAGUAUGAAUUUAGCACUGAGACACUUUGGAGUCCAAUUCAGCUCAUGAGAAUCAGUAAUCCACAGGCUCAAGUAGUAGAUGCUCUGAAUCAUCUGGCUACCAAAAAACUGGAAGAGGUCCAUGAAGAUGUUCCACUGAAAUUUAUUCAGCUCAUCCAGCUUAUGCGUUUUGCAAGUCUGGAUGCUAUUGAGGGAAUCUGGUCUCAAUUUAAAACCAGACCAAAUUUCAGGAAAUGGAUCUUAGAUGCUGUUCCUGCAGUUGGCACCUUAGCUGCUCUAAAAUUCAUCAAGAAGACAUUCUUGGCAGGCGAACUUUCCAUCCCUGAGUUCACUCAGGUCCUUCUGGCCACUGUGCAUAUGGUCACUGCUAAUUUGGACACCAUUAAGAUGUACUCUGGUCUGGCUUUGAGUAACAAAGUUCAAGAAACACCUGUUCUACGUAAGGUUGCCAUGCUUGGCUAUGGGACAAUGAUUGCCAGGUACUGCAGUGGAUCUCUUGAAUGCCCAGUGGAGCUUUUGAAGGUCCAGAAUGUAGUUCUGCAGAUUUUUGUAAACAAAGAUCUUCACCCAGAGCUGCGCAUGGUCUCGUGGAUUGUGCUUUUUGAGACAAAGCCAAGCAUGGGUCUGGUUAUUACUCUUGCACGUGCUCUACAGAAGGAACCAAAUCUACAGGUGGCCAGUCUUGUGUACUCGCACAUGAAAGCCUUGACAAAGAGCACACACCCUGAGUUUGCUCUAAUUGCCGCGGCCAGCCGGGUUGCCAUCAAAAUAUUAAGCCCAAAACUGGACAAACUUAGCUUUCGUUACAGCAAAGCAUUUCUCUUGGAUGGUUAUGAAGUUCCUCUCAUGGUAGGUGCUGCCGGUAGUGCUUUCAUCAUCAAUGAUGCUGCCACCAUCCUGCCCAGAGCUGUAGUAGCUAAAGUACGUGCUUACCUGGCUGGAGCUGCUGCUGAUGUUCUUGAGGUUGGCGUCAGAACUGAUGGAAUUCAGGAGGCUCUUCUGAAAUCGCCAUUCCUGCAUGAGGACAGGCUGCCCAGGAUGAAACAAGUUCUUGAAGCUCUAAAAACAUUCAAAGCCCUGCCAAAGAAGCAGCCCCUGGGCUCGAUCUAUGUGAAAGUUCUUGGACAAGAGAUUGCUUUUGCAAAUGUCGACAAAGCAGUUCUUGAACAGGCAACACAGCUUACUACUGGAAGCAAUAUACCUGAGCUGGCAGGGGAAGCACUUAAAGCAAUACAGAAUGGCACUGCCUUCCAGUAUGCCAAGCCCCUACUGGUGGCUGAAGUGCGUCGCAUCUUUCCAUCAGUAGCUGGUGUACCCAUGGAGUUCAGUUUGUAUGCUGCUGCAGUGGCUGCUGGUAAUUUGAAGGUCCAGGCUAUUGUUACACCACCUCUAACUGAAACCAUCAGUGUUUCUCAUCUGAUGAAGACAGAUGUGAAGUUAACCGCUGAAGUUUCACCAAGCAUUACCGUACAGACUUUUGCUGUAAUGGGACUGAAUACUGGUUUUAUUCAAGCUGCAUCCAUGGCGAAAGGAAAGAUCCAUACAUUUUUGCCUCUAAAAGUGGAGGCAAAGUUUGACAUCACAAAGGCUAAUUUCAAGAUAAAGGGUUUUCCUAUUGUACUUCCAGUGCAUGCUUUGACAGCACGUUUUGAAACUUUGGCAGCAGCUGGAAACAUCAAGGCGGUCAAUGCAGAGAGAAUUACACCCAUUGUACCAGAGACUGUAGUUCUGAAACAUUCCCAAGAAGCAUAUACCUCAAUGAUUUCACCUGGAGAUUUGUCAUCAGAAACCAUUAAAACUGUUAUGUCACCAGCCGAGGAACCUGAACUGAGGACUAGUGUUCCAGUUCACAAAACACUUUGUUCUGUUGUACCUCACAUUGGAGUUAAUGUAUGCAUGGAGGUUAUGUCCUGUGAUGCCACCUUCAUCAAAAACACCACCAUUUAUAACAUGAUUGGGCAGCAUGGAGUACAUAUUAACAUAGUUAGAGCUGAUGGUCCUGCUGUUGAGGGACUAGAGCUAGAGGUCCAACUAGGCCAAAGAGCUGCUAAAAAGCUCCUUAAAGAAAUCAGCUUUGCUGACGCGAAGACUCCCAAGGUCAAGUCCGUCCUGCAGAAACUGAGGAAAAUCCUAGAGGGCGAACAGAAGAACAAGAACUCCAGUUUCGUCAGCCAUAAUAAAUUAUUUUACUCUCAAAGCAGUAGUAGCCACAGCUUUAGUUCCAGCAGUUCUGUUCGAUCUUCCAACUCGCAUCUGUCCAAAGACCUCUCCAGUGGACAAAGCAAUGAAAGUUUCAAGCCCGUUCAGUCUAGAUUCCUUGGGGACUCGGUUCCUCCAGUGGUUGCUAUCAUUGCACGUGUUGUGAGAGUUGAUCGUAAGUUGUUGGGGUACCAGCUCACUGCUUACCUGGACAUGCCCACCUCAAGGGUGCAGAUCAUUGUGGUCUCCAUUGCAGUGAAGAACAACUGGAAAAUGUGUGCUGAUGGUGUCUUUUUGAGCAAGCACAAUGUUGGUGCAAGGAUUGCUUGGGGUGCAGAGUGCCAACAAUAUGCAAUUACCAUCAACGCAGAGACUGGCCACCAAGGUCCAAGUCCUAUGGCCUAUCUUAAAGUGAAGUGUGAGAAGGUGCCCACAAUUAUCACCACCUAUGCCAAGAGUGUGGCUGAAUAUAUUCCUGGUGCAGCUCAAAUGACUGGAUUGGCUAUUAGCGAUGAAAAAAACAUUAAGAGGCAGAUUGAACUGAUCAUACUUGUCCCAACUGAAAGGACCCUGGACAUCAUUAUUAAGACCCCAACAAUGACCUUGUCAGUGUCGAACUUGGUUCUUCCAAUCACUUUGCCAUUUGAGGCUAUCCAGGCCUAUCCAAAAAAUGAUGUCACAAACAUAAUUCGAAACCUUUAUAUAGAGACUAGUUCAGCUAAAUGCAGUAAGGUCAGAAACACCUUGACUACAUUCAACCAUAAGAAGUACAACUAUGAAAUUCCCCUUUCCUGCUACCAAGUCUUAGUUCAAGACUGCACUUCAGAGCACAAAUUCAUAGUCCUAAUAAAAAAGGAUGAUGUCUUUGAGCAUGAAGACCUAAACAUUAAGGUGGCAGACAUCGAUGUUGACAUAUACCACCAGAAGAGUGCAGUGAAGGUUAAAAUGAAUGGAAUUGAAAUACCAACCAACAAUAUUUCAUACCAGCACCCAACAGGUACCAUACAAAUUGAGCAUAAAGGUCAAGGUAUCGCUCUCUAUGCCCCAGGCCAUGGUCUUCAAGAGGUCUAUUAUACCAGUGACCAGUGGAUGGUUUAUGUUGUGGACUGGAUGAAGGGACAGACUUGUGGACUCUGUGGAAAGGCUGAUGGAGAAAUCAGACAGCAGUACACCACACCCAGAGGAGACCUGACCAAGAGUUCAGUCAGCUUUGCCCACUCAUGGGUGCUUCCUGCUGACAGCUGCCGUGAUGCCAGCCAAUGCCGCAUGAAACUUGAAUCUGUGAAGUUGGAGAAGCAGGUGAUUUUGAAUGGACAGGAAUCUAAAUGUUACUCCAUUGAGCCUGUGUUGCGCUGUCUGCCAGGCUGUGUACCAAUGAGAACCACUCCUGUCACUGUUGGAUACCACUGUAUGUCCACUGACUCCAACCUCAACAUGUUUGAUGGAAUCUAUGAGAAGAGUGUAGACUUGAGAGAGACUACAGAUGCUCAUGUGGCCUGUCGCUGCAAUGAACAGUGUGCUUAAACCUACUUCUUGGCUCAGUAGCACUUAAUAAAACAUUUUUUAAAGCCGCUGUAAAUUAACGCCUUCAUUUCAAUAAAUCUGA